AUGAUCGGCUGCAUGCUAUUUUAUGCUCUCUACCCGCUAUCACGGUACAUAAAUAGACGACCCUCAGUUGUGAAAAGCACAGUGGUGUGUGAUGGUGCUGCUGUAACAAGGAUGUCUUUCAAGUCGCAGAAAUUCUCACCAGACCAGCAGCUCAGCCAAACCAGUUGUUUGACGGAACAAGAGGAGGAAACGAUGAGUGAACAGUACUCUGUUCGUACAGAAAGUACCACACCAGAUGAACAACCGCUGAUAUGUGUCAGUCAGAAAGAUGGAGAAAUGGAGGCUGUUUCAAAGACAAGUGAGGCUCAUUAUUCGGCAAAUUGCAAUGACUCCAGGGCAGAAAAAGAUUCACAGGAUAUAGAAAUUGAGCAAACACAUUUUCCGCACGAAGAACCUGCCGUUGAGGAUAAUGUGCAGCAAACUGUCUGUUUUAUGGAGUCACUAUUGAAGAUGGAAAGCUUGGAAGACUCAGGAAAUGCCGCCGAGGGCAUCACACAAGAAACGGAGUUCUGGGAUGACUAUAAUGUAAUGUUGAACGGUGUCGCAAGUUCAAACCGAAAGCAAACAUCGCCGCUUUCCGUUGCUCAAACUGGUCGUGAUACAGAAUGUGGAUGGCACUUCCCUGCGGGACCCGGCUUAGUGGAUGAAAUUCAUUGCCCACACUGGCGUUUUCCUGCUAUGAGCUAUUACCCUUCAGAGGAGCAGAUGAGGCCCUUAGAUGUAUCAUGGCGAUUAUGGCAAAAAAGUUCAACGGAAGACUCUGAAACACCGGCCCCUUUCAAAAAGCCCUUCAUGGAUUUUACCGUCAUGUCCUACAACAUCUUGGCCCAGGACUUGCUGGAAGCCAACAUAGAGUUGUACAAACACUGCCCCCGAGAGGUGCUGGAGUGGAGUUACCGGUGUAGCCUGCUGCUAGAGGAAAUACACAAAUGGGCGCCAGAUAUUCUUUGUCUCCAAGAGGUGCAGGAGAACCACUAUCAAACACAACUGUAUCCAGUCCUCACUCAAAUGGGCUAUAACUGUGUCUACAAGCGGCGCACAGGGAACAAGACAGACGGCUGCGCUACUUGCUACCGCAGCAGUCGCUUUUCUGAGGUGUCGGUCAUGCCGAUAGAGUUCUUCAGGCCCCAAACGGAGAUCCUGAACCGACACAACGUGGGAAUAGUUUCGGUGCUUCGACCUGUUGUCUACCAGGAUUCGAAGAUCAGGGCGAAGGGCUCGCUGCUUUGUGUGGCCAACACGCACCUUCUUUUCAAUCCCAGGAGGGGGGAUGUGAAACUGGCUCAGCUGGCCAUAUUGCUGGCAGAAAUCAACAGCGUGGUCAAAUCCUGGAAGGCUAAAGGUGAACACUGUAACGUCAUCAUGUGCGGAGACUUCAACUCUUUGCCGCACAAGCCUCUUUAUCAGCUCAUCACGACCGGAGAGCUUUACUUCGAGGGUCUGCCAGCGUGGAAGGUGUCAGGUCAGAAGGACCUUUCAAACCAUUCCAAUUGCCACAGACUGUUUGCUCCUCUAUGGCCCAACUCUUUGGGAAUUUCAGACUGCUGCAAGUACAUCACUUCCAAUGAGGUGGUUGCAAGCCAGAGUGCAGUCUCAGCAUCUCCUGGAGGGAAACUUCUCUACAGUCACGACUUCCUCUUGAAACUGCGUUUCUGUCCAGUUUCAUGUGUUCGUCCUUAUGAUUUAGAAUUUAUACCAGGUGUCACAGACAACAAGCCAGGUAGAACUUGUAGAAAUACACAAUUGCACAGGUUUGGAGAUACUCUCAGACAUCAGUUAGACCUGGAGUCCAUCUUUAACCACACACUCCCUGACUCUGGCGAAUCUGAAGUAACAACUCUGCACUCUGAAGGGGGAGCCACUGUGGACUAUAUCUUCUAUUCCCCUAAACGCACUUCAGAGCUAGCAGGCCAGUCGGACUGCGAAGGUCUGAAGUUGAUCGGUUGUCUUUCGCUGCUAACUGAAGAUACUUUAUGGUCCAUGGAAGGUCUUCCUAGCCACAUCUUCCCAUCCGAUCAUCUCAGUAUUGUGGCUCAGUUUCGGCUGGACUUGAACGCAGCAGCAUUUUAA
Messenger RNA from Nerophis lumbriciformis (worm pipefish), 2070 nucleotides. Lineage: Eukaryota; Metazoa; Chordata; Actinopteri; Syngnathiformes; Syngnathidae. The record is from RefSeq and is a predicted model, not a curated record.